AUUUAAAAAACAAGUUUCUUUGUCGUGUUUUAAUUGACAGUCAUUCUUUUAUUCAUUUUCCAAGUCUCGAUUCCAACUUUGAUGUUUUAUUACCGCAGAACAUUUUUAUUUUACAUUUAUUUGUUGAUUUCUAUGCAAUUAACACAUACUACAUUAUUUAUAUCGAGAUUUCAUUCGUCGUUCCUUUUCUUUAAAGAACAAUAUCUAUUCAUUUUUAAAGAAAGGGCUAAUAAACCAGUAUGAUGGCACUCAAUUUUUGUACAGCUUUGACUGGAAAAAUCCAAUAUUCUGUUGGCAAUCCAUUAAUUUGAUUUAUCCCUGUUUUCAUCUAUAUAUCGUAUACAACAUUAGAUCAGAUUGUCACGUGAAUUCACAUCCGUUUAAAACACGAUGAUAACUGAAUCGAUGACAAUGAAUCGAUGACGCUUUCAAUGAACAUUUUAAAAAGACCCGUCCCAUCAAUGCUAUCAAUAUACUGUUUAACAAAACCGACAAAUCCACUAAUGAAAUUACAUCAUUCGAUUGAUUCAAAUAUCUCCAGUAAGAGAUAAAUAAAUAUAAAUUUCAAGUGAUCAUAUUAUAUUUGGUUUUGACGUCUGUUGGGUUUGUUUAUACUUGUUUACAAGUACUAGAAAUAUACCAGAGUUCUAAAUACUAAUGGAAUCGGGACGGCGGUUGCCCAUCAGAUUGCUGCCCAUACUUGAAUGUAGCUAAAUCACGUACUGGAUUUAUACUGGUAGUUAGGUGUGAACUGGGAAAUAACUAUAUUAUGGGAGACGACUGGCAAACUGGCAAAUCUUUGAUAGAAGCCAACGUUCACAUGCUUCAUAACGAAAUCGCUACUGAUGUCAUUUUUCUUGUUGGUGAUGACUCACAGGAAGUACGGGCUCACAAAUACGUCACGAUGUCACGCAGUCCCGUUCUUCUAAGGGCGUUAAAAGAUCACAUGGACAACACGGAUAUAGCAGUGAGCGUUCCUGACGUGGCAUUCGAAACGUUCAAAUAUGUACUAACAUAUUUGUACACGGAAAAUAUUGAUAUCCAUGCGGACAACGUGACGUCACUACUCUAUGCAGCAAGACGACUUCAACUAAGUGGACUUUCAAAAUUAUGCUUUAGUUAUCUGGAGACGGGCAUGUCAGUUGCAAACGUCUGCAAAAUCCUCGAGCAGGCUCACAUCUACAACGAGACAAACUUGCAUGACAAGUGUUUGACCUACAUUUUGUCGAAUGCUACUGACGUUUUAAAAACGCACGCGUUUAACGAUCUAUGUAGCGAAUGUGUUGGCGCUAUAAUACGAUCAGACGACAUUAAAGCAGACGAAGAUAGUAUUUUCGAGGCAAUGGUUCUGUGGUCAACGAAUGAAUGCAGACGACAAAAGAAACCGUCAACUGAUAUCUAUCGUCGAGAAGUUAUGGGACCACUCCUGUAUCUUAUACGAUUUCCAACAAUGGACGUGAGUUAUUUCACGCACAGGGUCUCUUUUCGUGAUAUUUUAUCACAUGACGAGGCCGUCUCGAUAUACCAGUAUUUCCACGGAGAGGAGCGACAACUUUCAAAAUUGUUCAAUAAAAAUGAACGCAACAGAUUAAAAACGAAACGUCCGUUUGCAUCUAAGAAAGAAAAAAAUCAACAGCGUCAACGCGACCCGAAUGAAGUUCCGUUAAUUUACGAGGAUACUCCAAAAAAGCGUCCACAAGUCAAGCCACAGAUUCCAAUCUCGUACUCAAGUAGCCCAAACAUGUCCCGUGUAUCGAGAUUUAGAACGUAUGACGGGCAAUGGAAGCAAAAUGGUCCACCAGACGCAAUAUCAUUUACUUGCUCAAGUCCAAUUGUGCUUUAUGGUAUUGAAGUAUUCGGUGCGGCCAAAGGGUGCGAAACGUAUAACAUGAAACUUUUUCUAUUUGAUGAUUUGAAAGAUGAGGUACGGAAAAAUGACGCACGCAUUACUACGGAUGCCCUUCGGCGUACGUUUGACGCCAUGUACGCUCGACCAAUCAGAGUGCCCCCGAGACGCAUCUUCACUAUAAUGGUAAUAAUGAAGGGAAGUCCUACCAGUAAAGGUGUGGAUGGAUCUUCCGUACAUAUUGCAGACGGCGUCACAUUUGAGUUUAUAAAUAGUAACCGGAGCUCUAACGGCACCGACGUUAGUGUUGGUCAAAUAGCGGCGUUACUUUUCAAUAAAACUGAGUGAAAAGAAUUGGCAGACACGUUACGGACAUGCAUUAAUCCAAAGUAGUUGAAUAUGAUAUAAAUUAUGAAAGUGACUCAUCUGUUUAAUAACUUUCAACUUC
This is a messenger RNA of Ruditapes philippinarum (Manila clam), 2294 nucleotides long. RefSeq names its product BTB/POZ domain-containing protein 6-like. The record is from RefSeq and is a predicted model, not a curated record. Gene Ontology annotation, biological process: neurogenesis. Bases 770 to 2194 code for a protein of 474 amino acids. Gene Ontology annotation, molecular function: protein binding. The transcript is spliced from 3 exons. Lineage: Eukaryota; Metazoa; Mollusca; Bivalvia; Venerida; Veneridae. Gene Ontology annotation, cellular component: cytosol.